Botrytis byssoidea is the source of this 1464-nucleotide messenger RNA. RefSeq lists its product as uncharacterized. Lineage: Eukaryota; Fungi; Ascomycota; Leotiomycetes; Helotiales; Sclerotiniaceae. The transcript has a single exon. The coding region runs from base 1 to 1464 and encodes 487 amino acids. The record is from RefSeq and is a predicted model, not a curated record.
AUGGCAUCUUCUUCAGCGGCAGGAGCGCCGAAUGUAAGCAACUUCCAGCAAUUAAAAGAAUACGCUAUCACUCUCUCUGGAUACGGGCUGAAGCACGGGCUUGAGAAAAGAAAGGAAUACCAGUACAUCCAGACGCAUCCUGUCUCAUCAAUUGCAGUCGAGAAAGUACAGAAAAGAUUGAAUGGUUCCGAAACUGGAUUGAAAUCGAGCCCCUCGAUUCCGUCCAUAUUAUCGAACCGGAGAGAAAAAGAGCUUCCGUCAGAUAAUAGGACAAUCUGCGCCUUGGUCGUAGGCUUGUAUCUUUCAAAAACAGGCGCAUUUGACAUCACCAAGGCCCCGAUAAUCGAGGCCGACAAAGGAACUAAUAAAGGGAUGCCAGUAGGCAAAGAGAUACCAAUCAGUCUAGAGGAAUUCGAUCAUAGUCCUGUAUUCAGAGUUGUUGUGAAGGUUGUCGAGGAGAUGCCAGAGGAAGGUGCAAAGCUUUAUGUCUUGCUAGAAGAGAAAGAUGGACUGCCCAUGCCAUACAGGGUAGCACAGAGCAAGGUCUUCUUCUUUGAUGAAUUCCGAGACGAUAGUCCUUCUCAAGCCAGGAGGGAAGUCAGCUGGAUGGCAAACGUCAAAAAACACUCAGUUAUGGAAGAAAAAGCAAGGGAUACCAGCAAGUUGGCAUGCGGACCAAAGGAGGGUUUGAGAAACAGCCUUGCAGAGCACUUAGUCUUGCUUGGGGCGUUAGAGGGACCACCACCGGAAGAUAUCUUGAGAUUGAUUUCUAACACGUUACGCUCAUCAUAUACGGACAUGUAUCAGAGAGACAUGCCAUCGAGUGAAACAAUAGAUGCCUUUGUAGACAGGGGUUCGACUUGGGAUCAGACCUGCACCUCGAACUUCAUAUCUGCCAUCAAACGAGUGUGGCCUUACAUACAACUGACCGAAGAGAUUGUCCAUGCUUUGCGAGCAGGACUGCGAGAAGCCGAACUGUCGGUUGACUACCGUGACUUGAAGGGGUUCCUAAUCGAAGGGAGUUUCAUCAUUGAGAAUGAGAUUCAAGCACCGGGCGUUGCGCGAACAAUGACGAAUGAAGAGGUGGCGAUCGCCGCAUUGCUUGUAGCCCAGCGUCACAAGCAAGUAGACACUACACCAAGACCCUCGAUCCAAACGGUCCAGGACAAGGAAGCUUGGGUGCGGAUGUUGAAAGAGGGACUUAAAAACCUUGUGCAAGGCACAGCUGAUUGGAACAAGACAGCAAUUGACAAUCUUGGUGACAUUGUCAUGAAGGUGGAUUCUUGGACGGCUGUUUUCAAAGGUCACAGUAGUGCUAGGGAUGGAGACGCACAGAAGAUGUUAAGUGCAUCUCUGGCCCGGUCUAUGUUUUCACAGAUCACUAUCAAGCAUGAUGGCACAAUCAAGGUAUUGGAGGAAAUGAUACGGCUGACGGAAAUGUGGUUGAAUCGCGCAUCUCAGUAG